AUGCCAACGUUCUAUUCAGGCGGCAUUACUGUACAGCUGUCUACUGCCGAUCUGCGCGAAACCUCGACUACAGUACCCGCCCAUAAUCAAUGCCCAGAGACUACUCGGAACACGAAGAGAACUGCAGACGUAAUCGCUCAAGCCUCAGUAGCUGGAACGCUUGCUGAGGACGCCAUCGAAGACCAGUCCACGGGCAGUCAUUUCCGAUGGGUGGGCAAUGACAGAGACGUGCCCUUCCUGCUCGUUCGUGCUGGUGAGGGUUAUUUCCAGGAGCCUAGACGAGUUAUCAAGCCAGCAAGACUAGAAACUCUAAAACAGCUCACGGAGAGUGCUGUGAGUGAAGACCAAUCAAGGAAGCGCUUUCAAGACUCGCAAACCAUUGAGAACCUUUCAAGCGAACAAUUCAAGCAACUGCAGAAAGAAUGUUCGUAUAGCGCUGCCCCUGAGAGCGAAGCUCCUCAAAAUGCCGCGCUCUGCCUGAACGUCUUUCUUUCUCGAAAGACAUUCUACCCAAUCACCAACGAAGAUACCAGCGGUGUCAAAUUUGCCGACUUGAGGAUUGACGUAUUCUUCAAUGGAAAGCUCUUUGAUUCCUCUGUGGUCGGCGCUCGAUUUCGUAACGCAGGUGCAAGGGGUGUAGGUCAGAUUUCCCGAUUCACUGGCCAAAAUAUCCAUCUCAUGGUCGAAAAGCCAUGGGUUUUGCGAGCAUUCUCGUCUGACACACACGGCAAUGUUAAUAUGCAGUCCGGAAAGGGCAGCGACCGUUGGACCACCAUUUCAUCCUUGCUUCGCAAUGAGAUCAGGAAAUAUGGGAUCACUCAAGAUGGCGAGCGCUCAGUCUCUGGAGAGUAUUUAGACGGCCUUGCCCAAGUUCCUGUACCUGAUGAAGUGAAUUCACUCAAUGAUCACGAUGGCAACCGGCUUGCCAUCAUUGACGUGAUGAUUGUUUACGGAGAAGGCUCCAGACUGGGACCCGAAACGCCUUAUGUGGCAGGGCCAACAGCACCCCGGUUGAUUGGCUUUCAACAACCGUUAUUGCCUGUUGGUUGGCAAGCAACAGAUCAUCAGAAGCAGAGCACUGAUAAAUACAUCGAGCAAAGAUUGGGAACGCCGACGUUUACGCCGCGAGCAACGGCGCGCUCAAGCCGAAAGGUAAGCAGACGUCAGUCCAAAUCAUCGGUAGGAGAAGACAAUACACUUAUGAAUGACGACGACGAAAAUGGCAUGCAACAUUUACUUAAUCACAUAGGAGCCGAAAAUUCUUCAAUCAAGGAGGCAGCGUUCGCUGAGCUACAUGAUCAGCCAACUCAGGACGUGGACAUGUGCGAGUGGUCCAGUCAGGACGACCUAGAGAACUAUGUUCAGGCUCCUAAUUCGGAUACGAAGAGUGCAGAUGCCUACAGAGGCAGCAGGACUGCAUAUUCAAUCGGCCAAGAUAAGCUCUCGUUUGAAGCGCCAUCACAGCUAUCUAACAAUAUCAACUUCAAUGGCCAGCUUUCUUUUCAUCAAAGCCCAACGUCACAAGCAGCUAACGCCCUACUCAAUCUCUCCAUGCCUCAAACAUGUUUGACAUCGCCUCCGAUCGACCCAGCUUUAGCGGCUUGGGCUGCUCAGAACAGCGCUUCUUAUUUACCCGGGAUACUACAACUUACUCAUCCCUCCCCAGGUGGAUCUGCACCUCUCACUCGCACGCCGUCUUUUCAAGCGAGCACGGAUCCUUUUGCUACGACGGCAAUUCCAUCACCAACAUCUUCAGCUCUUACUACUCCGCCACCAUCCACUCCUGAAAUUCCUUCAUGCUCUUUGGUGCCAAAGCUGAGUCCGGAAAGACCCUCGAAAUGGGUGAAAAUUACACUGGCCUCUCCCACACCAAAGCGAAAACCUCGCACCACCCGUCGUAGCUUUGCGCGGACCUCAAAGCCCUCAACAAAGCGUGCACGGAAGACAAGGACCCUGACACCACCGCCCCCUACCUAUCACGGAAACUCGCCAUCGAUGCAGUCUCAUCCCUCAGAAGAACCCCUGAGCGAACCAGUUCCGGCGACAAUUAGCCUAGAAGAAAUCGAAAACUUCACUUCAGCGCUGGCUCCUGAAUCAGAAGGCGUCAUCCAAGGGCCUGACCUCAGCAAGGACGACAAGAAGCAGAGACGCCAGACAAAUGUCAACGCUACGAAGUAUGCAGAGAAUAAGCCGCUAGACCAGGACUUUGAUCCGGGAGAGCUGGACGAGGGGUGCAGGGUUGGCUUUGCGGAAGCGGGAGUCGUAAGGAAUGUGCCAACCAGGCGUGGAGGGUGGUUCAAGGAAAGGGGCAUUGUGGUCGGGAUGAGGUUUUGUCUGUGGUAA
Messenger RNA from Bacidia gigantensis, 2343 nucleotides. RefSeq lists its product as uncharacterized. The coding region runs from base 1 to 2343 and encodes 780 amino acids. The record is from RefSeq and is a predicted model, not a curated record. NCBI's taxonomy places the organism in Eukaryota, Fungi, Ascomycota, Lecanoromycetes, Lecanorales, Ramalinaceae. The transcript is spliced from 3 exons.